AUGGACUCACAUUUGAAAAGUCAGCUGGCGGCCCGCCAUAUUCAGAACAUGAGCGAAGCCGCCAUGCUAGAGCCCCAUUGGGGUUACGCAGAUCGGGCUAUCCCGUGCACCAACGACGCCGGAUCCUGUGCUUACCUCGAUGUCGUCUACGGCUCUCAUGAUUUGGGCAUGCUGUACGUUGGUAUUCUAUGGGCCAUUAUUGGUGGUAUUCUGCUAGUCUGGGCCGUCGGUAGGCGAGCUCUGCCAUCACUGUCUGAGGAGGAUGUCCUUCGUGCCGCCCUUCUUGAGGAUACCCGAGCGAGCAAAAGUUUCGUCAAUCGCCUCCGCCAAACUGCCUCCUCAGCGAUUAACCGAUAUCUCCUCCCUGACUGCAUCCGUCCUGUUUUUGGACGGACUACUCGUCUUCAGGUCCUGAUACUUACCGUCUUGUCCGGUUAUCUUCUGGUCUUCUCAUUCGUGGGUAUUCUGUAUAACACGUGGAUUACUCCUGUCAAGAAAAUGCCUGGUGUUUACAACACGCGCACGAGUCUUGGUCCCUGGUCUGACCGUAUUGGCAUCCUCGCCUACGCCCUCACGCCAUUGACUGUCCUCUUCGCCACCAGAGAAUCGAUGCUCUCUCUUCUCACCGGAGUCCCUUACCAGAACUUCAACUUUCUCCACCGAUGGAUCGGCUAUAUCAUUGUCGUCCAGUCAAGCCUUCACACUAUUGCUUGGCUCGUUAUCGAAGUUCGCCUCUACCAGCCUCAGCCUUCAGUUGCCAAUGAGUGGAUUUCCCAGUUGUACAUGAUUUGGGGUUGCAUCGCACUGUUCUUCCUCAUGGCUCUGUACGUCCUCAGCCUACCGCCUGUCAUCCGUUUGACCGGCUACGAAUUUUUCCGCAAGUCACACUAUGUGCUUGCCAUGCUCUACAUCGGAGCUUGCAUAGGGCAUUGGAAAAACCUCGAGUGCUUCAUGAUCCCGUCCCUUGUCAUUUGGUUUCUGGACCGCGCAGCUCGAGGCAUCAGAACCGCGCUGUUGCACCAUAACUUCAUUGAGGGGAAAGGCAUGGGUUUCUCUGCUGCCCAGGCCUCCAUGAAAGUGUUCCCUGAUGCAGACAAUGGCGAUGUUGUUCGGCUCGACUUCGAACACCCCCACGACUCGUGGAAUAUCGGCCAACACUUCUAUCUUUGCUUCACUGAAAGCAGUAUUUGGCAGUCCCACCCUUUUACUCCUCUUAAUGCACCAGCCACCAUCAAUGGCAAGACAAAGCACUCCUAUAUCUUCCGCGCCAAGGGUGGUGAAACCAAAAAAAUAGCUGAGAUUGCUGCCCGUAAGCUGGCUGCUUUGGCGGCGGAAGACAAGAGUCACCCUGCUCCUACAACAUCCGUCAUCCUGACAGGCCCAUACGGCGACCCAAUCUUGCGUAAUAUUACAUCAGAUGUCAACAUCUUGUGCGUCGCUGGCGGUACUGGUGUGACGUAUGUUCUUCCUGCUUUGAUGAGCUUGAAGAAGCAUUCAGCACCGACGCGCAAACUUGAACUUGUCUGGAUUGUGCGACGUAUGAGCGAUAUAGAGUGGAUUAAGCCCGAGCUGGAUGCCCUUGAGACUGAGGAUGGCCCUGAGGUGGUUGUUCGCAUUUUUGCGACUCGUGACACUGAGCGUCAUGCCAUGGAGAGAAGUAGCAAAGUCAUCGAAAGCUCCGAAUCUGGGUCGACAUCCGAUAAAGCUGCGAGCUCCGAGGAGAAGCAUCCUCGUGCAACAGCUCGGGCAAUUGACGGGGUAACUUGCAGCGAAGCUCCUCGACAUCCAGAGCUGGCAGGUUUGGUCCAAGAGUUUGUGGAUUCCACAAUCUCUGGAAGGACAGCUGUGUUUGCCAGUGGCCCAGGUGGUUUGAUGUCCGACAUUCGCGUAGCAGUUUCCAGGUGCAACUCGGUGGGCAAGGUAUGGAUGGGAGAGGAGCGGUAUAACGUGUCCCUAAUCCAUGAUGAGCGCAUGGAAAGAUGA
Messenger RNA from Colletotrichum truncatum, 1983 nucleotides. Its product is annotated as ferric reductase like transmembrane component. Gene Ontology annotation, molecular function: ferric-chelate reductase activity. Lineage: Eukaryota; Fungi; Ascomycota; Sordariomycetes; Glomerellales; Glomerellaceae. Gene Ontology annotation, biological process: intracellular iron ion homeostasis; iron ion transport; copper ion import. Gene Ontology annotation, cellular component: plasma membrane. The record is from RefSeq and is a predicted model, not a curated record.